Messenger RNA from Mytilus trossulus (common blue mussel), 2306 nucleotides. RefSeq lists its product as uncharacterized. The coding region runs from base 1 to 1878 and encodes 625 amino acids. The record is from RefSeq and is a predicted model, not a curated record. NCBI's taxonomy places the organism in Eukaryota, Metazoa, Mollusca, Bivalvia, Mytilida, Mytilidae. The transcript is spliced from 7 exons.
AUGUGUUUGCCACAGGUAAGAUCAGAUAUGGCCUAUAAAAACUUUUCCAAAACACAUACUGGUACUGGAAAUUAUUAUGGUCUCUACGGAGGAGGUACUUCAAAUCAUCUAUCAACUGGACAUCUUGGUGUAACAACUAGCGAGAGGUCACCAUAUAACUCCAGAUCCACAUCACCGGCAGGACUCUCAUAUUUGGAUAACAUCCGACAUAGAAACCCUUCGGAGGAAUCUCCUGGAAUUGACAGAGAUCGUCACAGAGAUACACAUUUAUCAACCUCAAAACAAGAUGAUGUUUUGAAAUUAAUAAGUUGCGUCAGGAAACUUCAAAAUGUUGAUUUGGACAAAAUUGAAAAGGAAAUUGAUGGAUAUAAGAAAACAGUACAUACCAGUAACCAAAGAGAUGUUGAAAAUACAAAAGAAGAGCUACAGAAGUUAAAAGAGGAGAAUCUUGCCUUACAAGAGACAACCGAAAGUUUGAAAAACAAAUAUCUGCAAGUGGUUGAGGAAAAAAGUGACUAUGAGGAAAAAUUUCAAAAGGCUAAAGAAGAGUUUAGGCAGCAAGAUAAACAAAUAAAAUAUUUGGAACGAAUUGUGUCAGAAAAAGACUUAGAGGUUAAGACACUGGCCAAAGAGAAAGAAUCGGCACUUUCAAGGCUAAGUAAGGAAAUGGGAGACAAACUAAGCCAAGAAAACACUGCAAUUGCAGAUCUAAGCGACCCAAACAGAUCAACAAAACUAGCUGAAUUGUAUAAUACGUUGUACGACAAUGAAUGGACAGAUGCUUUGGAAACAUUACAGAGUGCAGGACUAGAUGAAGAACUUGCUGUCAGAUCUUUAUUGGAAAUAAUGAAGCACAUAUAUGACUUUUGCAGUAAAGUUAAAGAUGAUCAUAUGCAGCAACUGGAAGCUCAUUUGAUGAACCCUUUUUUACAAAGACAAGCUUGGGCUACAGAAAGCGUUUCAACACAAUCACCGAAGCAGGUCAGAUCAAUGUUAAUGGAUUGUAUAAAACUAUCAUCCAAAGAAAUGGGUCGGAAUUUAAGCAAGAAUUAUUUGACAAUGAAACAAAAACCAGCUCAUGCAGAGCGAAUUCCUGAAUACGUCGAAAAAGCUACAAAUCUUUGCUGGAUGAUGAAUUUGUGUAGUCCGCCACUUGUGUUUGGUGCACAACCGCGGACAGGAGACACCCUUGAUAAAAACUUGUAUAAAGAGUACACAAAGCAAGGAGAAAUGAUCUCCUUCGUAGUAUGGCUUCCGUUGUUGAUAGAAAAAGACGGACCUGUGCUUUUGAAAGGUGUAGCACAACCUAUUCCAUCUGUCACAAAAUCCAGUCGAUCUAUUGGAAAAGACAGACUAUCAUCGACCCGAGAUUAUGGUUAUUUAAGCGAAAGAAAACGUACCGAAAAGAAGGACAAUAAAGAUGAUCUUUUGUCUGAUUUUUUCAGUUCAAAUGUAGCUGGUAGUCGAAUACAUACUGAUAGAAAAACUGAGACAGAUUUAGGAACCAGGGAUGCAUUGUAUGGAAAAGAAUUUAGUAAAACGUAUACAGCAUCAUCUGAGAGAGAAAGAAAUUCAACGUUAGGAACAAUGGAAUCGCCUUAUGAUAAUGAUCGAAAAGAAAGACAAACAAAAAGAACAAGUGCUGUAAAUUCAGACGUACACUCAUGGCGUACCAAAGACUCGUCGUCUGGUGGCUAUAGUGGUAGAAAUGAUUAUACAACCACACAAACUCAUGGAUCUCAUACAUUAGACGCUACCAGUAGUCGCACACAUGACAAUGGGACUGGUCAAAUGAUUGACAAUAUUGAAUACCGCUAUCACCACGGUCAAGUGAUAUUUAAAAAACCAGGUGAUACAAAAUGGAGAUAUGCUUCUUGACAUGAAAGUUUCUAGUUUUCCAAGAAUUCAGUUUAUAUGUAUACAAAAUAUUCAUUAGUUUUUACUAACCUCGACAUGCUAAACACAAAACGAGCCAUCAAAUCGUAUUUUAUUAUUCAUAUAUUUUAUUUAUUUCAAGUGUACAUUUUUAAUUGCAGGGAUCAAAGUUUUUUUUAUAUUGCAAUGUUUGCUAGUUUAUAGUGUUUUAGGAAUAAAAUAAAAAAAUAUUACAGUUUUAUAUUUUACACAAAUAAUCAUUAUUUUUGAAUGAAUACCAAGAUGCAUGAUAUUUGGAAUAGUACUUGAUACUAGUGCAUCACAUAUAUUUUUAUAAAAAGGGAAAAUAACAGUUUUUGCUUUAAGGGAGCAUUGACAUGUUUAACCCCACCACAUUAUUUAUGUAUGUGCCUGUCCCAAGUCAGGAGCCU